AUGGGCUGUUGUUGUUGCAAGUCCUACGCCAUUGACGACAGUAAUGAAAACCCGGGUGAAAAAUCGUCAAAUAAGGGCUUGUCGGAUAAUUUGCAAGCCGCUGCCAAUGGCGUGUCUUCUAGGAGGGAGGAGAAUUGUGGGGUGAAGCAUAAGAUAGAUAGUAAUUUUAAUAAUGGUGACAAUGAGGGGAAAGUGGUUUUGAUUGACAAGGUAGUUAAUGGUUCGGGUCAAUUGCAGAGAGAGAGUAGUGAGAGGAAGAGAGAGAAGGCCGAGUAUGUGAAUAAGGUGCUUCAUCCUAGGUUAGGUAUGGUUCCGAGAGCAAAUGAAGGAGAACAGGUGGCGGCCGGAUGGCCGCAUUGGCUGGCGGCAGUGGCCGGCGAGGCUAUUAAAGGAUGGGUGCCGAGGAGGGCGGAUUCUUUCGAGAAAUUGGAUAAGAUUGGUCAAGGUACUUACAGUAAUGUAUACCGAGCCCGUGAUCUUGAUGGAGGCAAGAUUGUUGCUUUGAAGAAAGUAAGGUUUGAUAACAUGGAGCCUGAGAGCGUCCGUUUCAUGGCCAGGGAGAUCCACAUUUUACGUAGGCUCGAUCAUCCGAACAUAAUCAAACUGGAAGGCCUCGUCACAUCACGAAUGUCUUGCAGUUUGUACCUCGUUUUUGAAUACAUGGAGCAUGAUUUGGCCGGACUUGCAUCCCAUCCCGAGCUCAAAUUUACCGAACCUCAGGUUAAGUGUUAUGUACAACAACUUUUACUCGGUCUUGAUCAUUGUCAUAGCCGGGGUAUCCUUCACCGUGAUAUAAAAGGUUCAAAUCUUCUAAUCGACAAUAAUGGGAUCCUGAAGAUUGCGGAUUUUGGCCUGGCUAGCUUUUAUAAUCCUCAUCAGAGUCAACCGUUGACCAGCCGUGUUGUGACCCUUUGGUACCGGCCGCCCGAGCUUCUUCUUGGCGCCACUCAUUAUGGUGUUGCUGUAGAUUUGUGGAGCUCUGGUUGCAUAGUGGCUGAGCUGUAUGCUGGCAAACCUAUCAUGCCUGGGAGAACAGAGGUUGAGCAAUUGCAUAAAAUAUUCAAACUUUGUGGGUCCCCCUCGGAGGAGUACUGGAAGAAAUCGAAGCUGCCUCAUGCUACAAUUUUCAAGCCCCAACAACCGUAUAAACGUCGUGUAUUUGAAACAUUUAAAGAUUUCCCCGAACCAGCAGUAGCACUUAUCGAGAUCUUACUGUCCAUCGAUCCUACAGAUCGUGGAUCUGCAGCCUCUGCUUUGAAGAGUGAGUUCUUUACAGCAAAGCCGCAUCCUUGUGAUCCUUCAAGUUUGCCAAAAUAUCCUCCCACCAAAGAGUUUGAUGCAAAAAUUCGAGAAGAGGCACGGAGACUAGUGCCAGCUGGCAGCAAAGCCCAAAGGCAAGAUGUCGAAAAGAGAGGAUCGAGAGAAUCUCGUGCAGUUCCAGCGCCCGAGGCUAACGCUGAACUAAUCUCGUCAAUGCAGAAAAGAAGGUCCCAGUCGAACUCCAGAAGCAGGAGCGAAAUGUUUAGCUCACACCCUGAAGAAGCAGCUUCUGGUUUUCCGAUCGACCCUCCCAGACCAUCCCAUUUGGCGGGACAAUCCAAUGAAACCCAUAUCCGUGGGUCCCACUCCGGGCCUUUGGCUAACCGGGCCAAAUCUGAAAAGCCCAUCGAGGAUGACCCGAAGCCCAGUUCAGUUGCUGCCAGGAGGAGCAUCAUGUUGUCUGGAGAGCAUGAAGAAAAACUGUCCUCCAGGCAUGAUUUUCCGAAGCUUAUGUCUAGGUUUCCAGGCUCGUUUAAGGAGGUUACAAAUGCUAUAUUGAGGCGAGAUGGGAAAAAUUUCGUGAAUGCAGAUUCUCGGCCGUGUGAGGAUGAACGAGUCGGAAAGGAUCCCGUUCUUUUGGGAUACGGGUCGAAGGGUAACAAAAUUCACUAUUCGGGUCCACUGUUAGUUCCUUCGGGUAAAGUGGACCAGGCAUUGAAGGACCAUGACCGUCAAGUCCAAGAAGCCGUGAGACGAGCUAGGCUCGAGAAGGCUAGGUUACGUAAAAUGCAGGGUGAUGGUAACAAGUUCUCCAUAAAUUCAUUCUUCGUUUCGGGUCGCUGA
Molecule: messenger RNA, 2103 nt
Organism: Striga hermonthica
Lineage: Eukaryota; Viridiplantae; Streptophyta; Magnoliopsida; Lamiales; Orobanchaceae
Source: the annotation of a GenBank genome assembly